AUGGAUGCACCCGAUCGCAAGAGGCUAAAGUCGACAUAUAAGCCAGUACAGGAUCUUGCACCGCUGCCGCCUGGCUGGACCGAACAUACAGCGCCGACAGGUCACAAAUACUACUACAACGCAGCGACAAAGGCCUCGACAUACACACGUCCUGCUGCUGCUCCACAAGCCCCGACUCCUCCUCAGGCUCAGACUGCCUUUUCUCCUCCGCCAACUACUUUCCCAUCCGCUUAUCCUCCCGCUGCUCAGUACAAUUCAAACUCUCAAUUCGCUCCCAAUCCUGCUGCAUACAACCCAUACCCAACGAAUCCUCAACACAAUGCCUAUCUGUCGUACGGCCAGCCUCCGUUCAACUCUGCUGCUCCUUCCCAUGAACCAAGACGCCGUCCACAACCUCAAGACCGACCGAAGCGCAAAGAGGUUAUUCCUAAUUGCAAACCAUGGCUCGUUGUCUAUACCAAACUUGGCCGGCGCUUUGUUCACAACCCGGAGACUAACGAGAGUUUCUGGAAGUUCCCCGACGAUGUUAUGAAAGCUGUCGUUGAAUUCGACCGCUUGAAGCUGGACGAGAAGCUUAACAACCCCGAUGAGGCUAGUGGUGCGAACAAGGCUCCUGUGGGUGAACGUAUAUCCAGGAAAGAUCCUGAGAAACCAUCCGAGAAGCCAGAGGAACCCCCAAAAGAGCAGGAACCAACAAAGCCACAAGAAGAUGCCGCUGGAUCAGACUCGGAGUAUGAAGAAAUCGAGGUCACAGACGAUGAGGGCGAGGAAGGUGGCGUACCACGUCAACGCGAAGAGGAAGCAGAAGCCGAAGAUGGACCGCUCGAGUUCGACGAAGACGACAUUGCCUACCAACUCGCCGCAAUGGAAGAUUCAUACGGCCUCGAUCGCGGUGAAUUCGGUGGUGGAGGUGAAGACGAGUACGAAGAAGGCAUGGAAGGUAUUCCUUUGACCGACGAAGAUGGCGCAGCAUUGUUUUGCGACAUGCUCGAAGACCAGCACAUUUCUCCCUACAUACCCUGGGAAACUCUCAUCUCCGACGGCCGCAUUAUAGACGAUAGUAGGUAUACCGCUCUACCCACAACGAAACGCAGAAAGGAGGUCUGGGGUGAUUGGACUCGUGCGAAGAUUGCCCAGCUCCGCGAGCAAAAGGCCAAACAAGAGAAACUCGAUCCGCGCAUCCCCUACCUGGCUCUUCUCUCCGAAAAAGCGACACCAAAACUCUACUGGCCAGAAUUCCGCAGGAAAUACAAGAAAGAAGACGCAAUGCGUGAUGCAAAGCUCAGUGACAAGGAUAGAGAAAAGCUUUAUCGCGAGCACAUUACUCGUCUGAAGCUAUCUUCUUCGCAAUUGAAGUCGGACUUGAUUUCUCUGCUGAAGUCCUUGCCUCUGAAGCACCUGAACAAAGACACCAGACUUGAAAGUCUACCGAAAGAUCUUCUGACUGAUGUUCGCUUCAUCUCCUUACCUCCUAAGGCUCGCGACGAUUUGCUCGAAGCUCACAUCUCAACAUUGGCUCCUGCGCCUGACGAGGAAGAAGCCGCAACUGAGGAAGAAAGGACAGAGCAAGAGAAGCGGGCCAAUGAGAGGAGGAGGAGAGAACAAGCAUUGAGGGAGAGAGAACAGAAGGUCGAGGAAGAAAAGCGAAAGAGGGAGAGAGAACUAGCCUUCGGACGUGGUAGACUAGGAGAGGCUGAAAGGGAGUUGGAGAUGGCCAUGAAGGUCGGGAGGAGCGGACUCAGAGCGCAGAUCGACGAGGCCAAAGAGAACGAGGGCGAGCAGUGAAGCAGAUACUCAUUUGGCCUUUGAAUACGAUCAACAAUCUCGGUCUUCAUCUUCAUAUCAUCGUCAAUGUAUCGAUAAAUACCCUGUCAACAUGCAACAAUGCAUCGUGCUUUCGAAAAAAGUCUGGCGACCAAGUCGAGCUUGUUGAUGGUAUCACCCGGACGCUCACAAUCACUACCACUCUGUGACUGCUCUGCACAGCCUUGAAGACCCAGACUUGGUUGGACAAGACCUAGGUAGCCUUGAAAUAAUCCC
Aureobasidium pullulans EXF-150 is the source of this 2040-nucleotide messenger RNA. RefSeq lists its product as uncharacterized. The coding region runs from base 1 to 1785 and encodes 594 amino acids. Gene Ontology annotation, cellular component: nucleus. Gene Ontology annotation, molecular function: RNA polymerase binding; transcription coregulator activity. Lineage: Eukaryota; Fungi; Ascomycota; Dothideomycetes; Dothideales; Saccotheciaceae. The record is from RefSeq and is a predicted model, not a curated record. The transcript has 2 exons.